This is a messenger RNA of Drosophila willistoni, 770 nucleotides long. RefSeq names its product probable serine/threonine-protein kinase kinX. NCBI's taxonomy places the organism in Eukaryota, Metazoa, Arthropoda, Insecta, Diptera, Drosophilidae. The transcript has a single exon. The coding region runs from base 83 to 682 and encodes 199 amino acids. The record is from RefSeq and is a predicted model, not a curated record.
CACAAACAGACAAUGUUGCCAAGUAUUUCUCUGUCAAUUGUAUAAAUUGUAAGUUUCACAAAAUCUAAAUCAACCCAAUCAAAUGGAUAAUCAGAAUCAAGAUGCUGUCCCACUCAACGAAGAGACCAUCAAUGAAGAAGACCAAGAAGAAAAUGCCGAUGAAGAAGAAAUUAUUUCUGAACAGGAAUUAUCCGAAGCUGAAGAAGAACAAUCUUCAGUUGAAUCCGAGGAAGAAGCUGAUGAUCCUCACGAGCAUUUAGAUGAAAACGAUGAAGACAAUACAGAAGAACGGCAAAUGUAUCAAGAAUAUCUUCAUCUAAUCAAACAGAUUGAUGAACAAAAUGCCAUAAUACAUGAUUUAAAAAUGUCAUUAAAUGCUCUCAAGUGUCAGAUAUGUAAGAGCCAACGGGAUGAAAAGAACUACAGACGUCUAGCAAUUUGUCAAGAGCAAGAGCAUAUCAAAUUGCGCAUUAUGAUGAAUCGAGCCGUACAAUUACAAAAUUUCGGUUCACGGCGGCAUUACGAUGAUAUAGAAUGGGAAAUUACAGAUGUCGAGCAUGAUAGUUUUAUAAUUGGCUCCCAAAUGAAUAUGUUUAGCUGUCCCAGUCUCGAUAAGCAGUCUCAAGCCCAGGCAUGUCUGCAUACAGGUACAGAUUUCGAUGAUGAUGAUGACGAUGACUAAGACCAUUUAAAUUUGAUUGGGUUGAUUUAAAGUAAAAAUUCAAAAAUAUGUACGUUUUGGUAUCUAAAUAGAAUUUAUUUUUGCCACA